AUGGGACGCAUAGAGGUGUGUCGUCAUUCGUCGUGCAUGCCGGGAAUUCAACAUUUUUCGGUUACGGGGUUCAAUUUCGUUGUUAUUACAUUCUAUUUUAAUUUCGGAGUAAUCUUCGUUCUCUUGCGCUUUUCGCUUUCGGAAAGUAACGGUUGUUUAACGCCAGCAGAACUGUUGCAGCGUCUUAGCUGCAACAGCAACAGCAACAGCUCCACAGCUGAAACCUCUAGCACCAACAACACCACCACCACCACAACCACAACCAUUACAACAACCAACAACAACAAUAGCAACAGCAAACUUAAUAUUAGCAUUAACCUUAGCAGAACAGCAACACCACCCGCAACAGCCACAAAAGACUGCGACGAGAAUUCGUUAACAGCAAAAGUAGGAGAAGCAGGAAUAGAGACAGAAGCAGAAGGAGAAGUAGUAGUAGAGCUAGAAGGUGAGCCCGAAACAGAAACAGAAGCAACAAAAGCUACAACAACACCAACAGCAAGCAGCAUACCAAAAGAAAACGAACAGAGCCCAAAGCAGAAUAGUGCGUCGCACGCUAGCAGCAACAGCAGCAGCGACGCUGAAGACGAAGCUGACGGCGACGCCGACGUUGACGUUGACGUCGACGUUGGCCUUGAGGCGCCAAAGCCACGUUAUUACGGCGCUGGCGUUGUUCUAACGCAAGCCCAGCGCAAAGAAUAUCCACACGAACGUCUUAGCAAAGAGAAAGUGCUAAACGCUGAUUCCGUCGCUGACGCUAACGUUGACGUUGACAGCGGCAACAGCAACGGUAACAGCAGCAGCGGCGAUACUGAUGACAGCGACUCCGAUGACGGUUGCAAAUUGAUUGUGGACGAGAAGCCACUGCUACCAAUUGAACAGCCGUUGUCGCUGCGCAUGCGCAGCAGCCCGCCCACAGCAGAGCAGCGACCGAGUCCGCCGCCACCGCGUAUACCCGCCGUUCGUUGCAGCGUCAUACAGCGUGCGCCGCAGAGCAGCGAAAGCAACAGCAGCAGUAGCGAACUGUUAUACAAACAGCAGCAGAGGGAACAGCAACAGCAGCAGCAGCAACAACUGUUAUACCAGCGCACGCUCGACCUCGAGCAAUUGGGACCCGAGCAGCAGGAGCCAAUCGAUUAUCACGUGCCGCGGCAGCGCAGCGCCAGCUACGACAGCGACGACGAGUUGAACGCGCGCCGCUUGCAGCGGGCACGACGCGUACGUGAAGCCCGGCGUCGCAGCAGCUACUUGGCAGCGCGUGUGCUGCAGCUGAAUCCGCGCCUGGUGCGCAGUCUGCCGGGCAUUUUGGCAGCGGCCGCUGGACACGGACGCAGCAGCAACAGUAGCCAGGGCUUCCAAGCGAGCAACGGCUUUAGCCAGGGCGGCGGCGGCAGCGGAGGCGGCGGUAGCAGCAGCGGCGGCGGCAGCGGUGCUGGCAGUGGCGCCGGCAGCGGCGGCAGCGGUAGCUUUGGCAGCGGUGCCGGCGGCGGUGGCAUGGGCGGCGGCCGUGACGGACGCGGCAACUACGGACCCAACUCACCGCCCAGCGGCGCAUUGCCGCCAUUUUACGAGAGCCUAAAGAGCGGCCAGAGCAGCGGCAGCGGCAGCGGCAGUGGCAGCGGCAUCGGCGUUGCUGUUGACGCGCACAGCAAUUCGCAAUUUCUCAUACAGAACGCAGCUGCGGCAGCUUAUCUAAUGUCCAAUCAACAGUAUAACUGUAAUGGAGGCGGCGGCGGCGGCGGAGGAGCCGACGGCAGCGGUGGAGGAGCCGGUGGUGGAGGAACUGGUGGAGGUGGAGCUGGUGGAGCCGGCGCUGUUGGUCUUGAUGCUUAUGGCAUCAUAUUGAAAGAUGAGCCCGACAUUGAGUACGACGAGGCGAAGAUCGACAUUGGAACCUUUGCCCAGAAUAUCAUACAGGCCACCAUGGGCAGCGGCGUUGGCAGCGCAGCGGCAGCGGCUGCUGCUGCGGCCGCCGCUGCUGCUGCGUCGGGCAAUAGUUUUGCGGCGAGCGCAUAUGAGGAUGCGAUCAUGAACGAUUUGGCUGGCAGCGGCACUGGCGGCGGCGUCGGCGUCGGCAGCGGCGGCCAAUGCACAAAUGGCGGCAGCGGCGGCGUUGAUCCGUUGCAGUUUACCGCUACACUGAUGCUCAGCUCGCAGACGGAUCAUUUGCUGGAGCAGCUGUCGGAUGCUGUGGAUCUCAGUUCGUUUUUGCAGCGCGGCUGCGUCGACGUCGACGACGACGACGAGCACUCGACGAACAACAACAGCCCCGCCCACCAUCAGCGGGCGGACUUUGAACUGGUGUCGACGCCAUCGUUGACGCCCGACUCGGAUGCGGUCUCGGUGACGCCGCAUGCUGCUGUCCAAUUGGAUGCACUGCACGAGAAUCUGUUGACGCAGCUCACCAACAAUAUGACGCGCAACGGCAGCAACAGCAACAACAACAACAACAAUGGCAGCGGCGGCAACAAUGUUUAUAAUGCGCCGCAACAUGUUGCCCCGCAGCAUUUGCAGCAACAUGUUGUGAACGCACAGCAGCAACAGCAGCAGCAGCAACAUUUGCAGCAGCCGCCGCCCUCGUACCAGCAUGCCACGCGCAACCUGUUGCAGAUGCAGCAGCAGCACACUGGCAACAACAAUAGCAACGGCAACAGCUACCAUCAGCAGCAGCUGGCCCAGCAGCAACAGCAAUUGCUGCAGCAGCAGCAGCAACAACAUCAUACACACCAUCAGCAGCAGCAGCAGCAACAGCAUUUCCAUCAGCAACACAAUAUGUAUGCACAGCAGCAGCAUCAUCAUGCCCAACAGCAGCAGCAGCAGCAACAGCAGCAGCAUCAUUUCCAUCAGCAAGCCGCAGCAGCAGCAGCUGCUGCUGUUGCCGCUCUCCGUCCCAUGUCCAGCAGCAGCAGCAGCAGCUCCAAUCUGCUCGAUGCCAACACGGCGGCGGUUGCUGCAGCCGCAUUGCUUGACACCAAGCCGCUGAUACAAAGCGUAAGUUCUAACAAUAUCUUAAAGAUCAACAGCAACAGCAGCAGCAGCAACAACAACAACAAUAACAACAGCAGCAGCAGCAGCAGCAACAACAGUGCUGAGUCACCAGCUGAGCCGGUGACCUAUAUGCUGCUUAACAGCAGCAACUAUUUUAGCUACAACAACAACAGCACUGUCAACAGCAACAACAUUACCAACAUCAGCAGCAAUGGCAACAGCAACAGCAGCGGCAGCAGCAGCAGCAGCAGCAACAUUAGCACCAGCAACAUUAGCACCAGCAACACCAGUGCAAAGUUAGGCGGCCGCUCAAAGGCCGCUACCUAUGGCUCCACUGUGGUCACGAUCUACUCGACAGUGAAGCCAUCGCCCGAGAUGCCCGCACAGCGGCAGGUCCAUCGCGCCACACUGCGUUCGCUUGCCACCGAAGCGGCGGCCACAGCAGCGGGUCUGUUGCCGCCGUCGUCGACCAUUUCGGUGAUCAAUGAGAGCAAAAUGCUGCAGCGGCUGUUGGGUCUACCGCCUGAUCUACAGCUGGAGUUCGUGAACGGAGGCCAUGGCAUUAAGAAUCCGCUGGCCGUGGAGAAUACGCAUGGCGGACAUCAUCAUCAUCGCAUACGCAACAAUAUGGAUUGCAUUGAAGAUCUCAAGCAUGGCCAGCAGCAGCAGCAGCAGCAACAACAGCAGCAGCAACAGCAGUCGCUGCAACACCAGCAACAAUUGCUGCAACAGCACUCGCCACAGCAGCAGCAGCACUCACCGCAGCAACAGUCGCUGCAACAGCAUUUGGUACUCAGUCAACAGCAGCAGCAGCACGGCAACAGCAGCCAUCAUCGCAGCAACAAUAACAACAGCAGCAGCAGCGUCAGCAGCAACAGCAGCAAUCAGGGCGACUCGCUCUGCCCCAGCAACAACAGCGGCGCCGAGGAUGCCAACAACAAGUUCGUCUGCCGUGUCUGCAUGAAGACCUUCUCGCUGCAGCGUCUGCUCAAUCGCCACAUGAAAUGCCACUCGGACAUCAAGCGCUAUCUGUGCACGUUCUGCGGCAAGGGCUUCAACGAUACCUUCGACCUGAAGCGCCACACGCGCACCCACACGGGCGUGCGUCCCUACAAGUGCAACCUGUGCGAGAAGAGCUUCACGCAGCGCUGCUCCCUCGAGUCGCACUGCCAGAAGGUGCACAGUGUGCAGCAUCAGUAUGCCUACAAGGAGCGACGCGCCAAGAUGUACGUUUGCGAGGAAUGCGGCCACACGACCUGCGAACCGGAGGUCCACUAUCUGCAUCUGAAGGACAAUCAUCCGUUUUCGCCGGCCCUGCUCAAGUUCUACGAUAAGCGUCACUUUAAGUUCACCAAUUCGCAGUUCGCGAACAAUUUGCUCGGCCAGCUACCGAUGCCGGUGCAUAACUAACAAAUUAACUGAACCUAAACAAAACUAAACUAUAGAUGUAUACACAAAAUGAGCUAGGAAUAACUUAACUUAAAAUCUAAGGUAAACUAACUGAAAACAGAAAACGUAAUGCAAAUUCAACUUUAAGCUGAAGUUUUAUGAAAACUGCCCCACGAAAAUGGAGAGAUUAUGUUUUGUACAUUUAUAAUACAACAUGAUAUCACCCAUAUAUAUCUAUGUAUACAUAAGUCUAU
Molecule: messenger RNA, 4628 nt
Organism: Drosophila arizonae
Lineage: Eukaryota; Metazoa; Arthropoda; Insecta; Diptera; Drosophilidae
Gene: ovo
Product: transcriptional regulator ovo
Biological process (GO): regulation of transcription by RNA polymerase II; epidermal cell differentiation
Cellular component (GO): nucleus
Molecular function (GO): DNA-binding transcription factor activity, RNA polymerase II-specific; RNA polymerase II cis-regulatory region sequence-specific DNA binding
Source: RefSeq, a predicted model, not a curated record